This is a messenger RNA of Pygoscelis adeliae (Adelie penguin), 934 nucleotides long. RefSeq names its product intraflagellar transport 20 (gene IFT20). The transcript is spliced from 5 exons. Gene Ontology annotation, cellular component: intraciliary transport particle B; Golgi apparatus; centrosome. The record is from RefSeq and is a predicted model, not a curated record. Lineage: Eukaryota; Metazoa; Chordata; Aves; Sphenisciformes; Spheniscidae. Gene Ontology annotation, biological process: protein localization to cilium; intraciliary transport; centrosome localization. The coding region runs from base 1 to 588 and encodes 195 amino acids.
AUGACAACCCUGCAGAGCGUGGGCUUGAUGGAUUCCGCCGUGAUUGGUGAAAAGUCACAGGUCACCAGACGAGGACGGCAAGGCAAAAGCAGUCAUAACCAAUGGACCCUUCAAACAGAAACGUCGGUGCCUUCUUUAGAACAAAAGCGUGUCUGUAAAGACAGCCAGACUGAUUCUGUCACGAGGGAGAAAUCCAGACGCAAAGAGGGCUCUCCAAUUUCAACAGCGAUCUGUCUGAACGUAUCCGUUAGUCGGCUCUUCAGUCGGUUCUACCACUUCAGGCCUUUACUCACUUCUCCGACCAAGCAGAUCGAGGAAAUAGUGGAAUUUCAAAAAAUAGUGGGUAGCUUAAUUGAACUUGUUGAUCAACUGGCGAAAGCUGCUGAAACUGAGAAGAUGAAGGCCAUUGGUGCACGGAACUUGCUGAAGUCUAUAGCAAAGCAGAGGGAAGCUCAGGAACAGCAACUUCAGGCUUUAAUAGCUGAGAAAAAGAUGCAGCUGGAAAGGUACCGAAUAGAGUACGAGACUUUGUGUAAAAUUGAAGCAGACCAGAACGAAUUCAUUGACCAAUUCAUUUUUCAGAAAUAGAGGAUUUUAAGAUAAGAAUGAACUAGCUUGGAAACUUGACCAUUCCAGAAUCUUGAGAAUUUCAAAAAUAUGCAAUUUUUCACUGUGUGUGACUGAAGAGAUGGUUUGUACAAAGGGAAGUGUCUUUUCAGUGUGAGUUACACUAAAAGUGGCAAUAAGGAGGGCUUUCUAACAGACGUAAAGACUGUUCUGUCCUUUGAUUUUAUAAAAGUUUUGUACAGUCAGUAGUUCUAAUUCAAAUUAUAGUUGGAUUAAUGCUACCGUUGCUAUGUUUUGUCUCUCACUUUUUGAAGUGUACAGCUCUUUCAAAGAAAUUGGGAAAUAAAUUAUUGUUUUCAGACUUCCU